CCUCCCCCCACCCCCAACUCCCGCCCAGGUUUUCCGCGCGCCUCUUUGGCAGCUGGUCACAUGGUGAGGGUGGGGGUAAGGGGGCCGCUCUAACUUGCGGCCUGUGUCUGUGUUCGGGCCCGUAGCGUCCAGCUGCCUCGAGCAGAUCAGUGUAUGGGUCCUGAGGAACCGCCUCCCGGGCCCCGGUAACGGGCCGACCCCGCAUCUCCUGGUACGGGGUGAAGGUGUCCUGUGAUCCGAGAAUGGAAACUCUUCGAUAUGAGCCAGUGGCUGAGAUUGGUGUUGGUGCCUAUGGGACGGUGUACAAGGCCCGUGAUCCCAACAGUGGCCACUUUGUGGCCCUCAAGAGCGUGCGAGUCCCUAAUGGAGGAGGUGCUGGAGGAGGCCUUCCCGUGAGCACAGUUCGUGAGGUGGCCUUACUGAGGCGGCUGGAAGCUUUUGAGCAUCCCAACGUUGUCCGGCUGGUGGAUGUCUGUGCCAGCUCCCGCACCGACCGGGAGACCAGAGUGACCCUGGUGUUUGAGCAUGUGGACCAAGACCUGAGGACAUAUCUGAACAAGGUACCCCCACCAGGCUUGCCAGUGGAGACCAUUAAGGAUCUGAUGCGUCAGUUUCUAAGAGGCCUGGAUUUCCUUCAUGCCAACUGCAUUGUUCACCGGGACCUGAAGCCAGAGAACAUUCUGGUGACAAGUAGUGGGACAGUCAAGCUGGCCGACUUUGGCCUGGCCAGAAUCUACAGCUACCAGAUGGCACUCACACCUGUGGUCGUCACACUCUGGUACCGCGCUCCAGAAGUUCUGCUGCAGUCUGCAUACGCCACACCUGUGGACUUGUGGAGUGUUGGCUGUAUCUUCGCAGAGAUGUUUCGCCGAAAGCCUCUCUUUUGCGGAAACUCUGAAGCUGACCAGUUAGGCAAAAUCUUUGAUCUGAUUGGGCUGCCCCCAGAGGAUGACUGGCCCCGAGACGUUUCUCUGCCCCGAGGAGCCUUUUCCCCCAGAGGGCCCCGCCCAGUGCAGUCCGUGAUACCUGAGAUGGAGGAGUCUGGAGCACAGCUGCUGCUGGAGAUGCUGGCUUUUAACCCACAUAAGCGAAUCUCUGCCUUCCGAGCCCUGCAGCACUCUUAUCUACAAAAGGCAGAAGGUAGCCCAGAAUGAGCAGUGGAGUGGCUGCAGCACAACCAAGAGAAGAAAACUCAUUUACCUUUGAACACUUGAGUGGAGAGCCCCCCGCCACUGAGAAGGAGCUCUGUGCCUUUUUAUCUCUGAGGCCGUGGAAUGCGCCUCCAGCUUUUUACAAAGAAUACCUGGCUGGCAAGUUUAAUGACAUUCCCGUCCUCCCCUCCCCCAUUGGAGUAUGCCCCUUGUUCUCCCUUUCCUUACCUUGAUAUUGAGAUACAUUUUUUAUACAGGAAAAAACAAAACAAAGAAAUACGGUCUUUUUUUUUUUUU
Molecule: messenger RNA, 1448 nt
Organism: Phyllostomus hastatus (greater spear-nosed bat)
Lineage: Eukaryota; Metazoa; Chordata; Mammalia; Chiroptera; Phyllostomidae
Gene: CDK4
Product: cyclin dependent kinase 4
Exons: 8
Coding region: 243-1154 (303 amino acids)
Biological process (GO): regulation of G2/M transition of mitotic cell cycle; signal transduction; G1/S transition of mitotic cell cycle
Cellular component (GO): cyclin-dependent protein kinase holoenzyme complex; cytoplasm; nucleus
Molecular function (GO): ATP binding; cyclin-dependent protein serine/threonine kinase activity; cyclin binding
Source: RefSeq, a predicted model, not a curated record